AUGCGAGGAAGUAACGUGUUGCUCAACUGCACGGCAGAAUCGGAUCAAGGGAUUCCCAUCAUCAAAUGGAAAAAGGAUGGAGUCUUUUUAAACUUGGCAGUGGAUGAGAGAAGGCAGCAGUUUCCCAAUGGAUCUCUUUUGAUACAAAACAUAGUCCAUUCCAGACACCAUAAACCUGAUGAAGGCCUUUAUCAAUGUGAAGCAUCAUUAGAAGGUAUUGGAGCUAUCAUCAGCAGGACAGCCAAAGUCUCUGUAGCAG
Podarcis lilfordi (Lilford's wall lizard) is the source of this 259-nucleotide messenger RNA. NCBI's taxonomy places the organism in Eukaryota, Metazoa, Chordata, Lepidosauria, Squamata, Lacertidae. The record is from the annotation of a GenBank genome assembly.